Lingula anatina is the source of this 5143-nucleotide messenger RNA. RefSeq names its product transcription factor 12. Gene Ontology annotation, molecular function: RNA polymerase II cis-regulatory region sequence-specific DNA binding; protein dimerization activity; DNA-binding transcription factor activity, RNA polymerase II-specific. Gene Ontology annotation, biological process: regulation of transcription by RNA polymerase II. Lineage: Eukaryota; Metazoa; Brachiopoda; Lingulata; Lingulida; Lingulidae. The record is from RefSeq and is a predicted model, not a curated record. Gene Ontology annotation, cellular component: transcription regulator complex; chromatin.
UAGAUAUAGUCCCUUAAUGUCAACCAAACGUUGAUUAGGGUGCUACUUCGGCACAAAAACUACCUUUGACAUCUAAUUCAUAUGAGGGAAAGCACCAAAGACCAAAGAGGACGUUGACAGCGUCUAUGGGAAAUAUUUCACUUGUUAUUUGUAGUAAGUGCUUCUUAUCUUCAUCCGCGUGGGCACUCCACAAAGAAAAAAGAUGUCUGCCUUGUAACAGGCGUGCGGAGAGAAGUUUUGGCAAAGAGAGAAGUUGUAUCGCAUCGGAAAAGUUGGUAAAAGUAUUUCGAGCAUUUACAGCUUGCCGGAAUGCACUCAACUGGCCGUCCCUAAACGGGAUUGGAGCCAAAAGACAGCAGAAAACAGAAGGAUAUUCCAAAUUUUUGUGGGGAUACAGCGGACAAGGCAGGGUUGACAACAACAAGAGUUGUGGGUCGUGUGUGCAAGUGUGGAGUGGUAGCACAGAAUGCAGUCAGACAAAGAACUCAGUGAUCUACUGGAUUUUAGCGCAAUGUUUUCUCCACCAGUUGGGCCAAAUGCAAUGAAGACCCCAGGCCAGGGGGGAAUGGAAAGUGGCAAUAUUUACCCACCAGGUUAUAAAGGUAUGGAUGAUACAGGAGGAGGGGGAGGUGUGAUCUAUAACAGUCAUCCAGGUCAGGGUUUUGAUACAAGGGGUUAUAACGGCCAGAGUUACAAUGGCCAUAUCAGUGACAUAUCACAUCCAUUUAUGAAUAACAGCGAAAUGCCAGGUUUAAUAAACAAGAAUGACCUGCCGUACAGAUACUCAAGGGAAGGUGGGAUGCCUGGAGGACAGAGCAUGUUAAACAACAGUGUUCCUAUGUCUCCUGCUUCCUCUCUGUCUCCAGUUGAUAAGCAGCCAGGGUCACCAUAUUAUCCAUACAGUAAAAGGCCAGAUGAACACAGACCAGGUGCUAGAGGAGGAAAAUUACCAACAGGACCAAACAAAAGGAAAAGUGGUGGGUACGAAGAAUUUGGUCAAGAUUCUCCAAGGUACACAUCACCCAAACCAGGGUUGUAUGGAGAACCACCAUUCUUUAUGGACGGUACACACAGUUCAACAGAUUGGCCUUCCGGUAGUUUAGCACCUUCAUCAUAUCCUUCUUCCAUGCUUCCAAGUACACCCCAUUAUUCACAACCAACAUCAUAUAGCAGUAUACAGCAUCCACAUGAAGCACUGGGCUACACAAUGUCCCCAGCUCAGCAUGGGGCCAUAAUGGCCCAAUCAGGGCUUCCACCACUGUCCACGUUCCGUGACGGCACAGUGCCUCCCUCCUCCUCAUACUCCAGUUCAUCGCCAAACAUGAACGGCUCAGACUUGCGCUCAGGCCAAGGAGCGGACAGAACGCCCGGGGAUGCACUGGGAAAAGCUCUUGCAUCUAUAUAUUCCACUGACCAUACAAAUAGUAGUUAUGGUUCAAACCCCUCCACACCAGUUUCCUCACCGCCCCCAAUGUCAGGCCCUAACAGUCAGUGGUCCCGAGCUCCCACACAAACCACUACCUCGCCCCAUUAUGAUGGUCCUUUAGUCUCACUGCAAAGGGGUAUGGAAGAGCGACUUGAUAGGCUAGAUGAUGCCAUACAUGUUUUACGCAAUCAUGCCGAGGGCCAGAUGCCAGGGAUGCCAGGAAUGCCAGGCAUGCCCGGCAUGAUGCACCCCCCACCACAUUCCAAUGGCAUGAUGGGAUCCUACCCAGGGAUGAAUGCAGCAGGACACAUGGACUCACACUUGAGCGGCAGUCACACCUCACUGCCAGAGGAAAGCAACAAAACAGGAACCUCCACGCAGAGGCAGGACUCCAUAGGUUCAGUUGACAAGACCACAGACGGCAAUAUAAAAGUAGAGAAGGUAGACAAGUCGGAGAGUAAAGAUGCCACCAGUGCCACCGCCAACACGUCAUCUACGUCCAGUACAUCCAACACAUCAAAAUCAACGUCAGGUGCACCACCUGCAAAAAGAUCACGAUCCAAUGCCAGUACAGAGGGUGGAGCUAGCUCGGAUGUGGAUGAGGAUCCGUUAACUAAAGUGGAACGAGAGCGUGUGCGGAAACAAACGAAUAAUGCGAGGGAAAGGAUUCGGGUCCGUGAUAUCAAUGAAGCUGUCAAAGAAUUGGGCCACAUGUGCUCAUUGCAUUUACAAAUGGACAAACCCCAGACUAAAUUAUCAAUUUUGCAACAAGCUGUAACUUUGAUAACUGCAUUAGAGAAGCAAGUGCAAGAACGUAAUUUAAACCCAAAAGCAGCUUGCUUAAAGAGAAGAGAAGAGGAGAAGGCGGAGGAGAUGCCAGGACGGGCGCCAGGUCUGGGCCAGGAUCAGCUAGGGCCCGGGCUGCCAGGUAAUGCGAUGAGACGCCGCAGAGCUGCUGGAGGCCUGUUGCCCAGUGAUUUGUCCUAUGCUCCAAAUGCACCUCCUUACAUGAGUUUUGUCAAUCCUCACAAUAACAACAUGUUGACUGGAGUGAGCCCACAUAAUAAUAACAACAACAACAUGUUGAGUGGGCUGAACCUGCACAAUACGGCCAUGUUGAGUGAGAUGAACUCUGGGGAGGGAUUAGAAAUGUCAGACAGUAGUUUAGGAUCACUCGGUUCCAGUGUGGGAACAGUAGAGACUAUGACCCUUCCGGUCAACAUGCCUACGUUCACGUCACAGGAAGAGAACAUGCCGCCUCCAGAACCCCCACUGUCGCAGCAGGAACAGGCCAUGGCGAGCCCAGUGCCCUCUAGUAGCCAAGAGUUAAUUUCAUUGCCUCCAACGACCUCGGCUGUGGAUUCAGUGCACUCCGUCAGCGUACUUUGAUUACAGCCUGUAGUCCGUGCUUGAGGUUUUCUUCAAGGGCAAUUUAUACACAAAAUCAGAACAGGCGAUGGUCCUGAAAGAGCAUCAGUAAGGCUAAGGGGCCUGCUAGACUAUAUUUAUUGUAUAUUUAGGAAGGCAGAACCAUAGUGCUCCAGCUGUGGGAUGUCACACCAAGUUGGAACGAUAGACAUCCUAUGUUAAUGUAAAUAGAGCAGUACUCCAGUAUGCUACUCCAUUAGUAUGUAAGAAAAAAAGUGAAGAUGUCCUUCAUUACUGUUUUGCAUAUAUCAUGAAAAACAGUUAAUUAAUUUUAUAAGAAAAUCUUGAUCAUACAGUUGUGUUAUGUAUGGUGUAUCUUUUUAAAAUAUGCAUUUAGUAGUGUUAGAUUGAAAUGCCUUACAUUCAUUAGUUUUAUUGGCAUUUGCCGAUGUUCAUACCCCCUUUCUUGUCAUCAUUAUAAUGAAUGCCUUUAGUGCCCUAAACAAUCAUGCAAUUUGAGCAUAAUGUAUAUGAGAGAUUUCACUGCAUGUUAUGUGGAGAGUGGCCUUGUUGAAAACAAUUCAUCAAUCCAUCAAUAUUGUUAACACCAUAUCUCAUCAAAGACCAAGAAAAUAAAAGUUUUGAUUUUUAGUCAUAAUUUUUAUGGAUCAUCUGAAAAAAAAAACAGCACUCAGUUGAUCCAUGUAAGUGGUUUAGAUUCCCUCUUUUUUAGUUGUAAGAGAGUUUAAGGAGUUAAACAUUUCCCUGUUGUGUUCAUUUUACCCCUCCUGGCCCAGGAUCCCCCCCCCCUUUUCUUCCCCAAGUUGUUCCUUAUCUUGAGAUUCAGCCUAAGAGUAUGGCAUUUUGAUGUCAAUAUUCUGGCAGGAAAAGACUAUAUAUAUUAACCUUGCUUCAAUCUGCAUGUUGUACAUUUUCUUUAGAAUUACCAUUUUAUAUGCUCUGCAAAGGGGAAUUAUUUGUGAGUGUAAAUGUUUUUAAAAAAAUAUCUUCCAUAUUGAAUUUUUCAUCUAUACACAUCUUAUCCCUUUUACCCAGUAUGGAUAUGUUGAUGAGUUUAUGAAGCACUCUUUUAUGUUGUUUGUGCAUUGAAAAAAGCUGCACAUAUCAUUUUAUUGAGAUACUGUGAAGCUGCAUAUAUAAAUAUAUAUAUAUUAAAAUAUUUAAAGUACUUUACUGAAAGUGACAAUGUACAGGCACCCUAGUAUAGCAUAGGUUUAGUCAGCAUUUGUAUCAUGAAAUGCUUAACUUCUGCUUUGUUACCAGGCACUGUAGACCUUCGACAGAAAUACUUAAGUCAUGCUGUUACUGUCACUCGGAUUAUGUUUAGCCCUAUGCACUCUAAAAUGUUUUUUCUACGACCUGUUUUACAGAAUAGCUAGUGAGAAUGUGACUUGUCAUCAAGGCCUUGUUGGUUUUCAUGUUGGGUUUAGCAGGAAAAGUUGGAAUGAACUUCUGUUAAUCAAAUCAAGUUGCAGAUAUAUGCAAUGAUGAAUUUGUAAAUUGAUAUAUGCAAAGCUAUUAUUGUUGUCGCCUGUAAAUGUUGCAUGUAGAGUAAUUUUCAACUAAAUUGUGAAGACAUAUUCUCAUCAAACUCCAUGUAUACAUUACACAGGAUCUACUGUUGUAGUUUCAUUUCAAGCAAUUGAGAUGCUGAAAUAAAAGUGGGUGUGAUGUACACCAAUAAUAUGUUGCAUUCGAUACUUCAGAAUUUACAAAAAAAUAAAGAACAGUAAAGAUUUGCACCUUACACCUACCAAAAGACAUCCAUAGUCUGUGAAAAUAGCUAUUGAAAAGCAUGUUUUUGCAGGGCUUUGUGUGUAUGAGAAUUUCAAUCUACAUUUAAGCACAAUUGACAAAUGAUAUUUCCAUACCAUUGUUAUUUGUAUUGUAUACUAAGAAAUGGGAAGAAAGCACUUUUUUUUCAAAAACAAAGAAUGUGUCAAGCAACAAAGUGACUUAUGAAUAUAAAAUUACAUUGUUCUUUGCAUUGAACAGACAUUAAAGUUUGAUAAGAUAAAAUUUUAAUUCAAGGUGCAAGAUACAAAUUGUUUUUUUUUUCUUUUGUGUUGAUGCACAUGUCUAGGGCAUAGUAGCUGUACAUGGAGUUUGUACUGAGAGGUUUCCCUGGUUCCCAACUUUUGCUGUUGUAUCCACACAGAGCUAGGGAACAGUGCCUUGGGUGCUUGUGAAUACUGCAAGGCUAUUUUCUUACUUUGUACACCUGAAAAUGGCUCUAUACAUACUACAACUCAAACCUACGAGUUCCUGUAUAUAUCAGCAUCUAGUAAAUAAAUGUGCCAUUUUGAAAGGAAAGGAUUGGUGUUUGAU